AUGCCCAGGAAAAGGAAAUGGACAAUUACUGUUAUCAUAUCUCUUAUUGGGGCCGUAAGCCCUUUCGGCAGCGCCAUAACACUACGUAAGUCAUUGGCAAGGGGAGCUGCAGAGUGGAGUUUUGCUAUGGGUUCAUCACAUGCUCACCAUAUUUCAGCUGCACUUACUCCGAUAGCAGAAGCAUAUGAAACCACGGCGUUCAUGUCAAGUAUGUCAGUUGGAAUUUAUAUGCUUGCCAUGGCCCUGUUUCCUCUGUGGUGGUCUUCCGCGUCUGAGUUGGUCGGAAGGAGAACAGUCUAUGUUAUCUCCAACAUAGGGAUGGCCUUUUUUAGUGCUAUGUCCGCCAUUUCGCCUACCAUCGGCAUUUUCCUCGCGAUGAGAUUCUUUACAGGAGGUGCAUCAUCGGCGGCAAUGUCGGUCGGUGCAGGGACCAUCGCAGAUAUAUGGGUACCAGAAGAGAGAGGCACAGCGAUGGGGUACUUUUUCCUCGGACCUCUUUGCGGACCGUUGCUGGCCCCGAUUCUAGGCGGUGCCCUAAGCGACAAGUUUGGUUGGGCUAGUACGCAAUGGUUUCUUACUAUCUAUGGGGGUGAGUGUAUCAAGUUUUCCAGAUGUUCAACUAAGGCUUGAGUAUCUUCAUAGGACCUUACUGACCAUUUCAGUUGCCAUGACAGUGCUUGUGUUGCUUGGGCUUCCAGAAACUUCUCCCAAAAGGGCAACAGUGGAGGUAAGUGAGUCCGAAAUGGGAGGUAUUGAAAACCAACCACAUCGCGGGCUGCUCCAGUUAGUUGUGUCAGGGGCGAUUUACGCUGGUCAUAAGUUCAAGGAGCUUUUCAUUGAUCCCUUCAAACUACUGGCAUACCUACAAUUCCCUGCCAUUGCCCUUUCAGUACUUAUCAACUCUGUUACUUUUGGAGCCUUAUAUGUUGUCAAUAUUAGUCUCGAGCAUAUCUUUAGCAACGCGCCGUAUUCGUUUCCCAGCUGGAUGGUUGGGUUCGUUUACACCCCUGCUUCCAUCGGCUACAUUGUCGCUAGUCUUUUUGGAGGGAGAUGGAUGGAUAAGAUUAUGCGAAGGCGAGCCGAGAAAAAUGACAGAUAUGAUGGAAAUGGAAAACUCAUCUACCUUCCCGAAGACCGCAUGCGAGAAAAUGCCUGGUGUGGAGUUCUGGGUUAUCCAGCAGCCGCGAUAUGGUAUGGCUGGGCAGCCCAUUACAGGCUAUUCUGGCCAGCAGUUGUGAGUUCAAAUGGCCGUUGGGUUUCAAUCCCUUACUGA
Clonostachys rhizophaga is the source of this 1273-nucleotide messenger RNA. NCBI's taxonomy places the organism in Eukaryota, Fungi, Ascomycota, Sordariomycetes, Hypocreales, Bionectriaceae. The record is from the annotation of a GenBank genome assembly.